Messenger RNA from Jatropha curcas, 3155 nucleotides. RefSeq names its product putative E3 ubiquitin-protein ligase RF298. NCBI's taxonomy places the organism in Eukaryota, Viridiplantae, Streptophyta, Magnoliopsida, Malpighiales, Euphorbiaceae. The record is from RefSeq and is a predicted model, not a curated record.
AUUUAUUAUUUAUUUAUACAGAGAGUGAAAGGCGUUCACUACUCUCCUCUAGAAGGGCAAAUCAAAAGAAAAUCAAAAUCCAAAAUAAAAGGAAAAGAAAAAACAAAUAAACCAGCAUAUAUAUUUUCAUGUUCAUAUAUUUCUCUCUAUGUUCAGAGAUUCGUCUCCUGCACCUUUGAUUUUACUCGAACAAUUAGCUGAUAAAUCCGGAAAUUGAACUUUUUCAUUCAUUAAGUUUGAUAGAGAGAUAAAAAGGUGAAAAAUGGCAUCAAUGGUCGCUAAAGCCAAUAGUAGUAGCUGUAGCAGUCAAGUGACACCAUUGGUAUCGGUCCAAGAAAAAGGGAGUAGAAAUAAGAGAAAAUUCCGAGCUGAUCCCCCUUUGAGCGACCCCAGUAAGAUUAUGCCUUCAUCUCAAAAUGAAUGCUCAGGUUAUGAAUUCUCUGCUGAGAAAUUUGAAGCUACCCCAGUUCAUGGCCCAUCCAGUGUAUGUGACCUGUGUGGUGUUAGCCAAGACCAUUCUGAUGGAUUGAAGCUUGACCUUGGAUUGUCUAGUGCCAUAGGAUCAUCUGAGGUUGGAACGAGCCAUCCUAGAGAGGAAUUAGAAUCAAAAGAAUCCCAUGAUGCUGAUUGGAGCGAUUUUACAGAAACCCAGCUAGAAGAACUUGUGUUAAGCAAUUUGGAUGCAAUCUUUAAGAGUUCCAUUAAAAAAAUUGUUUCUUGUGGUUAUACUGAAGAAGUUGCUACUAGGGCUGUUUUGAGGUCUGGCCUUUGUUAUGGUUGUAAAGACACAAUGUCGAAUAUUGUUGAUAAUACUUUAGCAUUUCUUAAGAAUGGUCAAGAGAUUGAUCCUUCAAGGGAGCACUGUUUUGAGGAUUUACAGCAGUUGGAGAAAUAUAUAUUGGCAGAAUUGGUUUGUGUUCUCCGAGAAAUUAGGCCUUUCUUCAGCACUGGAGAUGCAAUGUGGUGCUUAUUGAUUUGUGACAUGAAUGUUUCUCAUGCUUGUGCAAUGGAUGGUGAUCCCUUGAGUGGUUUUUCUUCUGAUGGGGCUUUGACUGGGGCUUCCUCUGUUCCCAUCCAACCCCAGAUGAAAGCAGAAGCCAAAUGUACCGAAUUAAGUCUCCCAAAUCCAAGUAAAUCAGAGCCUUCCGUUUCUUGUUCUCAUAAUUCUCAAUCUGAUGCUUCCAGAAAUACGACAGGAGUUCCCAACAUGACAAAACUGAAGAACCCUGGUGUUCUUAGUGGAUUGGUCUCAGAGAAAGAUGGAUCAAUGUCUACCUUUGAUUCGUCAGAUAAAUCUUUCAACAUUGCAGGAACAUCUCAAUCUCCUGUAUUGGAAGAAAAGUUUAUAGUCAGUAGGAAGGUCCAAUCUACUAGUGGCAAGAGAGAGUACAUACUUCGGCAGAAGUCACUCCAUCUGGAGAAGGGCUACCGAACAUAUGGGCCUAAGUCAAGAUCGGGAAAGUUGAGUGGUUUGGGCGGCUUAAUACUGGAUAAGAAAUUGAAAUCUGUCUCAGACUCUGCUGUUAAUGCUUCUUUAAGAUUGAGCAAGGUAAUGGGAGUUGAUGUGCCUCAAGAUAAUGGAAGCCAGAAUUUUUCUAGCAAUCCUGGAUCCUCUUACUCAGCAUCUUUUAGUUUAGAAACCUCUAAUACAACCUCUUCUUUACCCAAGACCAAUAUCCCAUCUACAUUAUCUCCCGUGAACACAACACCUACAUUACCUGAACUCAACAGUCCACCUGCAUUGUCAGCUACUGAUACUGAGCUGUCUCUUUCACUGCAUGCAAAAAGCAACAACGCUUCAGUCCCCGCUAAUUCUAAUGCCGAGGCUCCUAGUUGUGGUUAUACUGGGAUACAAUAUGAUAAAUCUCUGGCCCAAUGGGUUCCAAGGGAUAAAAAAGAUGAAAUUAUAGUGAAGCUGGUUCCCAGGGUGCAGGAACUUGAAAAUCAGCUUCAAGAAUGGACAGAAUGGGCAAAUCAGAAAGUGAUGCAGGCUGCUCGGAGGCUUAGUAAGGAUAAGGCUGAACUUAAGUCACUUAGGCAAGAGAAAGAAGAAGUUGAACGGCUUAAGAAGGAGAAACAAAAUCUGGAGGACAGCACCGUGAAGAAGCUCCAAGAGAUGGAAAAUGCAUUAUGCAAGGCUGGUGGGCAGGUUGAGAGAGCCAAUUCUGCUGUCCGGAGGCUUGAGGUCGAGAAUGCUGCACUGAGGCAAGAGAUGGAGGCUGCAAAACUGCGAGCAGCUGAGUCAGCUGCAAGCUGUCAGGAAGUAUCAAAGAGGGAGAAAAAGACAUUGGUGAAGUUUCAGUCGUGGGAGAAGCAGAAAACUCUUUUACAGGAAGAACUUGCAACUGAAAAACGUAAGGUUGCACAGUUACUGCAGGAUUUAGAACAUGCUAAACAAUUACAGGAACAACAUGAGGCUAGAUGGCAACUAGAAGAGAAGGGAAAGGAAGAACUUAUUCUGCAAGCCAAUUCAAUUAGAAAAGAAAGAGAACAGAUUGAGGCUUCAACUAAAUCUAAGGAGGAUAUGAUCAAAUUGAAAGCAGAAACUAAUUUGCAGAAAUACAAAGAUGACAUUCAGAGGCUUGAAAAAGAAAUCUCUCAAUUGAGAUUGAAGACCGAUUCGUCCAAAAUUGCAGCACUACGAAGGGGCAUCAAUGAAAGCUAUGCAAGCAGGGUGACAGACGUCAAACAUAAUACUGCCCAGAAGGAGUUAUUGGCUCAUUUCUCAGAAAUGGUUGUUGCAAACUUCAAUGAGUACACCAUGGGAGGAGGGGUGAAACGAGAAAGAGAAUGUGUGAUGUGCCUUUCAGAAGAGAUGUCAGUAGUUUUUCUCCCCUGUGCCCAUCAGGUGGUUUGCACAAUGUGCAAUGAGCUACAUGAGAAACAGGGAAUGAAGGACUGUCCUUCAUGUAGGAGUCCUAUACAACGCCGUAUUCCUGUAGUUUAUGCCCGUCCUUAGCCUACAAUAAUAAUAAUAAUAAUGGAGUUGGACGGGCUUGAGGUUGGUUUUGAGUGCUCUAAAUAAUUGUUGUGGGACUCAUUUGAGUUGAAUAAUGCAUAUGAGUUGCUUCAUAUUUUAACAAUUAAGAGAAUUUUACAAUGCAAGGGUAAUGCACUGCUUGCUCACACAUUCUUUUGUGUUGUUGUUGUUGUUA